Bufo bufo (common toad) is the source of this 4157-nucleotide messenger RNA. RefSeq names its product transcription factor jun-D-like. The record is from RefSeq and is a predicted model, not a curated record. The transcript has a single exon. Bases 175 to 1593 code for a protein of 472 amino acids. Gene Ontology annotation, molecular function: transcription factor binding; DNA-binding transcription factor activity, RNA polymerase II-specific; RNA polymerase II cis-regulatory region sequence-specific DNA binding. Lineage: Eukaryota; Metazoa; Chordata; Amphibia; Anura; Bufonidae. Gene Ontology annotation, cellular component: transcription regulator complex. Gene Ontology annotation, biological process: regulation of cell cycle; regulation of cell population proliferation; regulation of transcription by RNA polymerase II.
UUCUGAUAAGGCAAGCAUUAUUCCCUGGACUUUUUCUGCUUCCUGGUCACGCUACUAUACAACCUUGGAUUUUGAGUGGCAAUUUGUUGUCUAAUAGUUAGAGGAUUGAGCUACAACUUUCACAGUAUAUAUAUAUAUAUAUAUCCAGCCUCCUAUUUAUUAGGAGGUUAAAGAAUGAUGAUGACCAGCACUACCACUGAUCAUGUGAAAAUGGAGCCCCCUUUUUAUCAUGAGGAUACUCUGAAUUUGCAGGACUUUGCUCAGAUCUCAGGCUAUAGUGGGGCCACCAUUGGAGGUACUACAGGCUCUCACCAAGGUGGUGGAGGAGAUACUGACGUCAGGUACACCCCUGGACAUAAAAUGAUGAGUGCCAAUAUUAUAAUUCAAGGAAACAACCUGAAAAAGAAGAGCUUGCCUCCUGUCUUGUCUGCUCCGGUUCCAGCUGCUGUCAUUCCUGUUGGAUUCUCUGAGGUUAUUACUCGUGGAAGCCAAGCACUGAAGUUGAUGCAGGGUGGAGGCAGUAGACUCGGUGAGUCUUCAGGGGGUGGUCGUGAUGUAGUGGUAGGAAAUGACCUCAGUCCUGUGCCAGUGACGGCAGAAGGUGGUGCCUUAGUGGUGGCAACUGGAAGCAGUACUGCAGGCAGUAGCAACAGCGGCAGCACCCCACCGGAUGUCCCUCUUCUUCCUUCAGCUUCAGCUCUGAAUCUACUUAAACUUACUCCACCUGAACUAGAGCAUCUCUUAAUCCAGGCUGCCAAUCCUGGUCUUUCAGCCACAUCCAGCAGUAUUCCCAGUCCUGCUACAAUAGCUCCCCCACAGCAGGGUACACCAGUACCUACAACCACAGUUCCACAUCCCUUUCUGUACCGCAACCAGCAGGUUAUCACCCAAGAGCAGGAAGGAUUUGCAGAUGGCUUUGUAAAAGCUUUAGCAGAUCUCCAUAAGCAGAAUCAAUUAUUGGGAGCACCUAUUUCACCAUCCGCUCUAGCUACAAGCUCUCCCUCUUAUCCAACUCGAUCACUGCAUCCGGCUGGAGAGGUACCUGUCUACACCAACCUCAGCAGCUUCAAUCCAGCAGCGGCUACACAGCUCAGCCCUACUCUUCCUCAACCUCCCCCCCCAGCGACUUACACUGGUAAUACUGCCAGUACUAUACCGGCUGUCCAGUUACAUUUUCCAGGGCUCAAUCGGUUGCACACAGUAAGGGGUCCUCUAGAUGAACCACAAACCGUACCUGAUGUGUCCCAGCCUGGUGCUCCAGCAGGCAGCGCAGGAGAUACAAGCACACCACCUUCUCUUUCCCCAAUUGAUCUAGAGACACAGGAACGGAUCAAAGCAGAAAGGAAAAGACUGAGGAACCGAAUUGCUGCCUCAAAAUGCCGUAAAAGGAAGCUGGAGCGAAUUGCACGCUUGGAAGAGAAGGUGAAAGUGCUCAAGUCCCAGAACUCUGACCUGGCAUCCACUGCUAGUCUCCUGCGAGAGCAAGUAUCUCAGCUGAAACAUAAAGUUAUGAGCCAUGUCACUAGUGGUUGUCAGAUAGCUGUGGCCAAAACUUCUCCAGGGUCCAAGACCGGAGAUGCUUCUACUUGCUGAAAAGGUUAAAGAAUGCAACUUUAUAUAGUUACAUGAGAAGCAACAAGUGACUCCCACAGAGUUGAGGCUGUGGUGUUGGCCUCCUCAGAAGUGCGCUGCAACAUUUGCUUCAUUUGGCUGCCUUGCCUUUAUAUUUUCUUUUUUUCCCGCCCGAGGCAAGCUGUUUGUGCAAGACUUAGCGACUAAUAAGUAAAAAUAUAACGUGCCGAUGGAGUAGCAGAGAAUGUGCAGAUAUGCCAAAAGAACAAGCUGUUGCCAGCCAUACUCUUGUGGGGAACUGGGGAGGCCUCUUUAGCGACUCUACAACGUGGGAAAGGAGCUCGACUGUUCACAUGAAAUUGCUUUAUGUGAGAGGAAGGAACACUGCAAUGCUGUUUGUUACGAGCGGCAAAUAAUCUGCAAGGAUUAUAAUUCUUUUUCAAGACCAUAGGGUGACAUUGAGCCUGUGAGAAUGAGCUAUCGCAGUCCCUCCCUCCGCCCAGCCUUUAUUUAACUCGCUGGACCUGUUUCUGCUCCACAAACAGAAGAACUGCCUUCUAUACAACAUAAAAAAAGGGGGUAAAGGAGCCUAUCAAGGUGGAUAGCAAACAGCAAUUCCCACUUAGAGCCUGGGAUGGCUGAAACGCAUCUAUGUAAAAAAGAAAUAUUGCUUGCGUUGUAGUAGCCGGUGCCAAAGCUUUUGGUGUUGCCCCCCCACAGGCAGAUACUUUAGAGAGCGACAGAUUGUUUUACGCAGAUUAUUACUAGAGAGAUAAAACAUGAUUAUUUUUGCUGCCAAGCUAAAAAAUCCCCCCCCCCACCCCAAAGAAAACUGUUUGCUGUUUCUGCUUGCAUAGAAAGCAAAGCAAGCAGCCAAAUGUUCUGUAAACUUGGAGCGAUCCUUGUUUCUCUAUAGUAUUUUUUACUAAUGUUCCGGAUUAUCAGUCAUUUUGUUUUUAUCCUUAAAAUUGGUUAAGCAACUUUACAAGGAAAAUAAUUCCUAGGGAUGGCUAAAGUCAUGGAUAACAUAUCUGCCAAAGCAAGUAUAUAGUGAUAAUCGCUAAAGCUAUAAAGAGCUAAAAGAAAAGAGGAGAUUCAGUUCUGCCUUAUGUUUGGGCGGUGAAAUCUUCCCAGUACAUGUUCUUUUUAGCUGGAGCUAUUUAAAGGGAGCUCACAUAUUUGGAGACAUUGCUUUUUAAGAUAUUCUAAGUAUUUAAAGUCCUGUAACGGUAGAUGGCAAUGAAGUGCUUAGACUGAGAAAUAUCUUUUAUUUAUUGCACUCAGUCUGAAGCAAGACUUUAAAUAUUGUUGCGUUUUACAUAUUUUGGGUAUUGCACUAAGUUCUAAAUGUAUUUUUGUAUACUAAAGUGAUGUGUUUCAAUUGCCGAGCAAAUUAUUUAAUAUUUAAGCAAACCAGGGACCAUGAUGCUUUAUUAUCGACUUCUUAUUAAGUGUGGUUUUGACAAUAUUUCAAGUUAAUGGCCCUGGGACCAAAACUCUAUUUUCAAGUACAGAACAGCUUUGUGUAUAAGCAGAUGCAUCGCUGUCCUCAGUCUAUCGGACUUGUGCUAAUCAUAUGCUUCUGUAUGCGUAGACCGGUGGUAUUUUUGUUUUAAACGUGAGGCCUUUGGGUCAGGAUCCGUUUUUGAGUGGCUGUUGGUUGGUCUUUCUAGGAAUAAUUGGAAUAAAUUGCGAUUAAGACAUAAUGCAGCGGCUUGUAAAUAUCAUAAGGGAACCCAAGGAAGUACAUUGAGUCUUGAGCGCUACUUGGAUCCUGACCACAAAGUGUUAAGAGGUCGUGACCUAGACUAAUGCUGAGAAAGGCUUUAGCGGCAUCGCAUCUAAACACUCAGAAAUACAAAAGAUAUUUGACAAAUAGUUUUUUUUAUGGGAUAUAUUUAUUUUCUAAAUAUAAAUGUCAUUGUAUUUUUGCUAGAAUAUGAAAUGUAAUGUAUACUAAAAGCUAUCUGGUCAUUGCACAUUGUAUUCAAUUUGCAAGUCAGACGUGAAUGUCCAUAGAAUGGGAGAGAAAGAUCCUACAAUUUAAAAAAAGUAAUUUUAACUUUAUUUUUUUGGGGGGGACUUGGGCUGCUUUGACACUGUUUUGCGAUGUCCGCUUAUCAGCGAAUACAUCCAAUGUUAUCAUGCCGUGUAGGACAAAAGAUUGUCCUUUUGGGGUCUUCACCACGCCAUACAAACAUAUCCAAUAACAAAAAAGUAUAUCAUGCGGUAUACCUUUUUACACAUAUGGGCCAUGUAUGCCAUUAUAUACAGUGGUAUAGCCUUCUGAUGUAGGUCUCUGACAGACACUGCAAACACAGAGUGAGAGCAGCUUUAGGCCGCCUUCACAAAGUCGGUGUUUAAUCAGUGGUUUCCAUCAGUGAUCCAAAAUCAGGCAGGGGUUUACACAGAACAGGUGCACAUCUUUCCAUUAUACCUUAUCUCUGAGUAGCUUCCACUCCUGGUGUUGGUUCACAAUCAUUGAUAGAAAUCACUGACUCUUUGAAAGCAGCCUCAGGCUACUUUCACACUCGCGUUUGGUGCGGAUCCGUCAUGGAUCUGCACAGACGGAUCCGUUCAGAUAA